UUCCUCCGUGAUACUAAACUUCCCGUUGAGACACUUCGAAUCAUUUGGGAUCUCUCCGACCUCGAUCGAGACGGCUACUUGGACCGCUUUGAGUUCAUUCUGACGAUGCAUCUCGUUUGUCUCUGUCUGGAGGGUCGUUCCCUGCCCCAAACCCUUCCUAUAAGUCUCAUUCCACCUAAUAAGCGUGGAGGAGUGUCGGAACCCCUUGCCCUAAUGCCGCCUCCCUCUCUCCCUCUUUCCACCUCAUCUGGUCUCUCUGAUUUCAGCGUUACUUCACCAACAACUCCGUCUGUGUUGGUCAGUUGCGUUUUUCUAUUUCUCACUUUUUGUCACUGGUCCUUGGCCACGCUGCAUAUAUCUUGCAUUUUGUGA
This is a messenger RNA of Hydatigera taeniaeformis, 372 nucleotides long. The record is from the annotation of a GenBank genome assembly. Lineage: Eukaryota; Metazoa; Platyhelminthes; Cestoda; Cyclophyllidea; Taeniidae.